Molecule: messenger RNA, 984 nt
Organism: Rotaria sp. Silwood1
Lineage: Eukaryota; Metazoa; Rotifera; Eurotatoria; Philodinida; Philodinidae
Source: the annotation of a GenBank genome assembly
AUGUCAAAAUCAACAAUUACUUUUAAUAAAUAUGGAUUGUAUUUACAAUGGCCGCAUGUUUGGAUAAUUAUACUUGGACUGAUACUAAUCUUUCUUUGUUUAAGUAUAGCUGGUAUGGAAGUGGGUCAUACAAUUUUUGAUUUACGUCGAUCAACAGCCUUUGGAGGUUUUAUUGUUUUUAUUCCUUUAAUGAUCUGUGCCAUUUUCGUUUUGAUUACUGCAUACAAGCCACGUUUGAUUAUUCUUCGUAUUACUGUAAUAUUAUGUUGUAUCAUGAUUAUAUUAUGUAUGGCCUUAAUAGCUUAUGAUAUUCUUGUUCUUAUUGAUCCUAGUCGAUGUUACUUUUUAAAUUGUAAUGAUGCUUCAGUUGAUAUAUCUAAUUCAACACAUAAUAUAAUCAUAACUGGUUGGCCACUCUAUAUAACAUGGCCAAAUUAUUUUCAAACAAAUAUGAAUGCAAAACGUAUAUUUCAAAGUAUUCAAAUAUUUUGUGCUGGCUUAUUUAUCUUAUUUGUAUCUUUAUAUAUAUUAACAUAUAUUAUUUAUAGACAUAUUAGAUUAUAUCAACAAAUUAUUUCUAAUGCUGAUCUUCGUAUACUUUCAACAAAUCAAACAAAUAGAAUGUCACGAAGAACAUAUUCCAAUAAUGUAUCUCAAUCAUAUCCACAAUAUAAUCCUCAUCAUAAAGUAACAACAUAUAUGGUUGAAAGUCAACCAUACACAUCAUCACAAUAUCAUUAUUCAUCAGCAGCAGUACCGUCCGUUACAACAACAAAAACAUUUCUAGGACCAAGAGCUAGUUCAGCUAACUAUGAUCGAUUAUGUACACGUUGUAAUCAAGAACCACGAAUGAUAUUAACUACAUAUUAUGAACGUAAAAAUCUCUUUCCAUAUUUAUGCAUUAAGUGUAAUAAUGAACUUGUAAGUCAUCGACGAAUACCAUCAUCCAGCCAGUCAAAACAUAAUCCCAUAUGGAGACCUUAA